Parasteatoda tepidariorum (common house spider) is the source of this 1647-nucleotide messenger RNA. RefSeq names its product glycine receptor subunit alpha-2. Gene Ontology annotation, biological process: monoatomic ion transmembrane transport. The record is from RefSeq and is a predicted model, not a curated record. Gene Ontology annotation, cellular component: membrane. Gene Ontology annotation, molecular function: extracellular ligand-gated monoatomic ion channel activity; transmembrane signaling receptor activity. NCBI's taxonomy places the organism in Eukaryota, Metazoa, Arthropoda, Arachnida, Araneae, Theridiidae.
CUGUUAUUAUCAUCCAUUUCAGAUCACAGAGCUUAGAAUUUGAGUCGAUGCUACCAGAAAAUCCUAUUGAAUAUGACAAUUUACAACCACCGAAAAAUAAAGGUAAAGCAACAAUAGUUGAGUUUCAUGUCACUGUUUUAAGUUUGGAUUCAAUCGAUGAAGGAUCUAUGACAUAUGUUGCCGAUAUUUUCAUGUCACAGAGUUGGAAAGAUCAGAGGUUGAAGUUACCUGAGAAUAUGACCAUGAAAUACCGUUUGCUGCCUGUUAAUUGGCUGAAAAAGAUGUGGAGGCCAGAUUCUUUUUUUAAAAAUGCAAAGAGGGUCACAUUCCAAGAAAUGACGAUACCGAAUCACUACAUAUGGCUAUACAGUGACAAGAAAAUUCUCUAUAUGGUGAAGUUAACUCUCUUAUUGUCGUGUGCCAUGAAGUUUGAAGCGUAUCCCCAUGAUACUCAGAUAUGCACCAUGAAGAUCGAAAGUUUGUCGUAUACUACUGAUGAUCUUAUAUUCGCUUGGGAAGAAGAGGUGCCACUUGUUGUCGAUGAUUCUAUAGAAUUGCCACAACAUAAUCUAGUUGACACAACACUUGGUGACUGCACGAAAGUCUAUUCAACAGGCAACUUCACGUGCAUCGAAGUGGUUUUUACUUUAAAACGUCGCUUGGGCUACUACAUGUUCCAUACUUACAUCCCAACAUGCCUCAUCGUAAUAAUGUCCUGGAUUUCAUUCUGGAUCAAACCUGAAGCAGUCCCCGCCCGCGUCACCCUCUGCGUCACGUCACUGCUUACCCUGUCAACACAGCAUGCGCAGUCGCAGAAAUCCUUACCCCCUGUGUCUUACAUAAAGGCCAUUGAUAUAUUUAUGUCUUCCUGCACCGUCUUUGUAUUUGCUUCUCUGAUGGAGUAUGCAUUUGUAAACAUCCUACUUGGAGAAGGAGCUGAAGAAGACGAUGAAAGAAGGCCACUCUAUCCCAGAAAAAAUUCAGUGCCCAAUAACACCAGGAGCGUAGUAGUAGCACCAAAAGUACAGGAAGGAAGCACUUCAGCUACUCUACCAAACGGGACAAAGCCAAAACCGACAACUAAUUUUUAUCGCCACAACAAACAUCGAGCAAGAGCUAUUCUUGUCGACAAAGUAUCGAGAGUUGUUUUCCCUCUAUCAUUUAUCAUUCUAAACACUGCAUAUUGGACGGUAUAUUUAGAUAAUAGCAACACUAUAGAACAACGCCAGUGAUGUAAAUAAUUAUUAUUCGACAUUCCAUAAUUGCAUUUUUCUCCACUACUUAAACUUUCCUGUUUCAAUAAGUGCUACAAAUAAUCUAUACUUGAUACUUCAAUUGGACAAAAUAUAUCCUAAUAUAUAUAUAUUUAAAAACAUGGCUUUGAAACCAUGAAGCUUAUUUCAUAAUUAAAAUUUAGUUAAAAAUGUUAUUCAUAUUAAAACUUGAUUUGAUUUUAGGUUACAUGUGAAAACUGCAAUAUCAUGUAAUCUAUUUAUUACUAAGUCUGUCAAAAGUAGUAAGAAUCUAGUUACAGCAAUAAUAGGUUAAAAAAAUUUUAACUCAUGAAAUCUUAUAUAAAAUGAAUGUAAUGAGCUGUUCAGUGAGAGUUGUGUAAAUACAUGCUCAUAAAAAUUGUUUACGCUUACA